GGCCUUCUUCCUCCCCCCUCCUCUUCUCACUGAAGCUCGAGCGGCUCCGGCCUGAACCGUUGACCAUUUGGCAGCGCGUGACUGUUCAAACUCCGCGCUCGAGCAGCAGCAGCGGCGACAUGAACUCCUGGAACUUUCAUUAGCACUCCAGCCUUUUAUUUGCUCCACCUCUGAGCAUUUUAAUAACAAUGAUGGCAGUAAGAAUAUAAUGCGGGGAAGUGUCAGAUUAUUUCCGCUUUCUCUUCACUUUCCUCUUAAAAUUAGGAAAGCUGAAUAUUUUUUUUAAAAGGCCGGAAAUGUUGACGUUCAGAGGGACCUGGGUGUUGCAAGGGACGCACAAGUUAGCAUACAGGCUUAGCAAGCAAUUAGAAGGGGUUUUCCGAGAGCGAACAGUUAUAGAGAUAACGAGAAGAAAAAAUCAGGUAUAAACUGCAAACCUGAUCUAAGAGGAUGCGGAUAUAAUAACAUUGUCGGAAGUCAGCUUUGUUGCCACCAUGCCAACAGUGCAACCAGUCAUUAGCUGUAUACAGAAACUGGUUCUGUAUGAAACUCGAGCAAGAUAUUUCCUGGUUGGGAGCAAUCAUGCAGAAACCAAAUUUCGUGUUCUGAAAAUAGACCGCACAGAACCGGAGGACCUGGUAGUUAUUGAUGACCGUCAUGUAUACAAUCAACAAGAAGUUCAGGAACUUUUGAGUCGCCUUGAUAUGGGCAAUCGAACUAAAAUGGGGCAGAAGGGAUUAUCUGGGCUUUCACGAGCUGUAUCCGCUUUUGGCAUUGUUGGGUUUGUCAGAUUUUUAGAAGGGUACUAUAUUGUAUUAAUUACUAAAAGAAGAAAAGUUGCAGAUAUUGGUGGCCAUUCAAUUUAUAAAAUAGAAGACACCAACAUUAUCUCCAUUCCAAAUGACUCAGUUAGAAUUGCCCAUCCAGAUGAAGCCAGGUAUGUGAGAAUUUUCCAGAGUGUGGAUCUUUCCAGCAAUUUUUAUUUUAGUUACAGCUAUGAUCUGACUCAUUCCCUUCAGUUCAAUCUAACACUGUUGAAAAUGCCCAGUGAAGGAUUGAAAAGUGAAAUCUUUGGACAUGGUUGGCAGGAGAGCUUUGAUAUCUUUGAGGAUGAAGGUGUCAGUACACAGCCUGGAAGUGCUCCUGGUUACUAUGGCAUUCUGAAUGAGCCCUAUCUCAAAUAUGCUUGGAACGGUUACAUCUUAGAAAAAGUCAAAGCUACUGUCCACCAUAACUGGUUGUUGUAUAUUAUUCAUGGAUUCUGUGGUCAAUCGAAAAUGCUGAUCUAUGGCAGACCAGUUUACGUUACUUUGAUAGCCAGAAGAUCCUGUAAGUUUGCUGGAACACGUUUCCUGAAAAGAGGUGCAAAUUGUGAGGGCGAUGUGGCCAAUGAAGUAGAGACUGAACAGAUAAUUCAUGAUGCUUCUGUGAUGUCCUUUUCUGCUGGAAGUUAUUCUUCUUAUGUACAGGUUCGAGGUUCUGUUCCACUCUACUGGUCUCAGGACAUUUCAACUAUGAUGCCCAAGCCACCUAUUACAUUGGACCAGGCAGACCCGUUUGCCCACGUGGCAGCUCUUCACUUUGACCAGAUGUUCCAAAGGUUUGGCACCCCAAUUAUUAUCCUGAACCUGGUUAAGAAACGCGAGAAAAGAAAACAUGAGAGGAUUUUGAGUGAAGCACUGUUUUCUGCCAUUACGUAUCUGAACCAGUUUCUACCACCAGAAUUUUUCAUUCAUUACAUUGCAUGGGACAUGGCCAAAUACACAAAAAGUAAAUUGUGCAAUGUCUUGGAUCGGCUGAGCGUAAUUGCAGAAGAUGUUGUGAAAAGGACAGGCUUUUUUGUGAAUCGGCCUGAUUUUUAUUGUAACUCCUUGCGUCCAUGUGAAAGAUGGGAUGAACUCGGCGGAUGUAUUCACAAUACAUGCCGCUUACAGACUGGUGUUCUCAGGACAAACUGUGUUGACUGUUUGGAUCGUACAAACACUGCUCAAUUUAUGGUGGGAAAAUGUGCUUUGGCAUACCAGCUCUAUGCAAUAGGUGUGAUUGAUAAACCAAGAUUGCAAUUUGACACGGAUGCUGUUCGAUUAUUUGAAGAACUGUAUGAAGAUCAUGGUGAUACACUAUCUUUGCAGUACGGGGGUUCGCAGUUAGUACAUCGGGUGAAAACAUACAGGAAGAUUGCACCUUGGACACAGCAUUCCAAGGACAUCAUGCAAACCCUUUCUAGGUACUACAGUAAUGCAUUUUCAGAUGCUGAUAGACAGGAUGCUAUAAAUCUGUUCCUUGGAGUUUUCCAGCCUACGGAAGGAAAGUCUCAUCUUUGGGAGCUUCCAACUGACUAUUACCUACAUCAUAAGAACACCAUGGCACUUUUGUCUCCCAAGAGAAGCUAUACCCAUUGGUGGACACCGGAGGUGCUAAUCAAUUUACCUUUGCCUUUUGAUGAAGUUCCCUGCACUGAGAACCUUAAAAAAAUGACAAUAGUGAAGAAGAUGGAUAAAUCUGAUGAAGAGAUAGAUGUAUACACUGAAUUCUUCAGGCCAUAUGAACUGAGCUGUUUCGAUGAUACAUUUUGUCUGACAAUGACAAAUUCAGCUAAGGACUUCAUGCCAAAGCAUGUUGGAAUUGACCCAAGUCCUUUCACUAUUCGCAAACCAGAAGAAACAGGCAAAUCCAUGCUGAGUAACAAAAGUAAUAAGGAAGAAGCUGUAUUGCAGCGUAAAACAGUAGCAAGUGCUCCACCACCACCAUCAGAGGAGGUCGCUUCUAGUAGUUCUGAGGAUGAUUCAGGAACUGACAAGGAGGAAGAAGGUCCUGUGUCUCAGCGGUCAACACCAGUAAAAAUUACAGAGUUUGGGGAUACUACCAGAAUUCCUGAGGAUUCCACCCAAUCUCCAAGGGAAACGCAUAUCAUGAAUCUUUCCGGGCUUCCGUCAGAAGAUGAUUUUAUGAUAUAUAAGAGGUUUGUUUAUUUGGGUCAAAACCAGCAUAAGGUUGACACAUACAGCCAACAAAACAAUGCAAAGCAACUAGACAACAUGAUGACCAUUUUGGGGCCAGUCUCAUUGUUUCUUCAGGAUAGUAUUUAUGAGGUGCAUCUGGCUGACCUUGACAGAAAAUCGGCAGAAAUCUUUGAUUCCCAUAUCCAAAAUGGCAAAGGCAUUAUACAACCCAUGUGCAAGGAUGACAUGAUAGUCUACAGAGAAUACAUUAAAAACAGAUACAUGUGAAGAGUUUCAUCAUGCAGUCCUAGACGUAGCAAAUUACCGAGGUUAGAGUGCCAUGUCCAUAGAGACAAUUUCCAGGCAUAAUUGUUGUAUGUGUGGGAUAUGACUAAUUCAGAUUAUCCUUUCUACAAACCAUUCAUACAAUUGAAUUUGGGUCUUAAACACUCUAUUAUGACAAAAUAAUGAAAAUGAUGAGCUUAAGUGUGACAUUAAUAAUGGACAUCAUUUCAGAACAAGCUCAUGGUAUUAGGUAAUGUGUGUCUUACAUCAGUUUUGCUUUAUUAGAACAACAGUAUAGGUUGUUUGGAGAUUGCAUGCGUAGUUAACUGACAUCCCUAUUACUUAAUAUCUUUAAAAACAAUGCUCAGAUAUUGUGAUAAUGCAUUCUUUGCCAGUGUUGCUCAGUAUUGAUGAUGUUUAUCUUUUCCGUGUGCUCACAUUAAAGAAAAAUACUUCAAA
Messenger RNA from Carcharodon carcharias (great white shark), 3686 nucleotides. RefSeq names its product FIG4 phosphoinositide 5-phosphatase a (gene fig4a). Gene Ontology annotation, biological process: phosphatidylinositol dephosphorylation. The transcript has 25 exons. The record is from RefSeq and is a predicted model, not a curated record. The coding region runs from base 495 to 3230 and encodes 911 amino acids. Gene Ontology annotation, molecular function: phosphatidylinositol-3,5-bisphosphate 5-phosphatase activity. Gene Ontology annotation, cellular component: intracellular membrane-bounded organelle. NCBI's taxonomy places the organism in Eukaryota, Metazoa, Chordata, Chondrichthyes, Lamniformes, Lamnidae.